AUGAAUUCGUUAGAAUCAAGAAAAAGAAAAGCAGAUUCAAUAUCACGGGUUCAAAGCAAGAUGUUACGAGUCGAUGCUGAGCAUUAUUAUGAUGCUGGCCAAAUCAGUACAAGUAGUGAAAAUAACCGUCCAAUUCUUGAAGAAACAAUGGUUGCAGAUAAAUACUAUGAAAUCGAUAAUAAUGUUGCCACGAACUUGCAGCAUCCUAGUGGGGACUUCCUUCAAUAUUCUGCUAAUAGUAGUGAAGUCAUAGAUGACACAGAUGAAGAAUAUUAUAGUGAGAACUUGAACACAUUUUUUAAUAUUGGACAAAAAAGCAAAGUAAAUAUUAAACGAAAUGAAAAAGUUUCCAAAAGAGAGCUAAAAAAAUAUUUACGAUCCGUUAAGUUUGAUCAAAAUUCUGUGGUUUCCACUAAUAAUAGUAUAAUAUUAUUAUCAUCACCGCUUACAUGUCAAAACCGAAAAGCACAACAAUUUAACUCUCAGGCUACACCUGUUGACGAGGUACAUAUCGUUGACGAUAUCCAAGACAUGCCUUCGGAUGUUGUCUUUGCAUCUGCACCAGAAAUAAAGAAGACCGCUCAGACUGCUUCUGUUGACGAGAUACUUACCGCUGACGUUGUCCAAGACAUGCUUUCGGAUGCUGUCUUUGCACCCGCACCUGAAAAGGAGAAGAUUUCUCAGACUAUUCCUAUUGACGAGGUACUUACCGCUGACUUUGUCCAGGGCGUGCCUUCAGAUGUUGUCUUUGCACCCGCACCUAAAAUAGAGAAAUUCUCUCAAAAUACUCCUGUUGCCGAGGUACUUACCGCUGACGUUGUUCAGGGCGUGCCUUCAGAUGUUGUCUUUGCACUCGCACCUGAAAUAGAGAAAUUCUCUCAAAAUACUCCUGUUGCCGAGGUACUUACCGCUGACGUUGUCCAGGGCGUGCCUUCAGAUGUUGUCUUUACACCCGCACCUGAAAUAGAGAAAAUUGCUCAGACUUCUCCUGUUGACGAGGUACUUACGGCUGACGUUGUCCAGGGCGUGCCUUCAGAUGUUGUCUUUGCACCCACACCUGAAAUUGAGAAAAUUGCUCAGACUUCUCCUGUUGACGAGGUACUUACUGCUGACGUUGUCCAGGGCGUGCCAUCAGAUGUUGUCUUUUCACCUGCACCUGAAAUAGAAAAGACCGCUCAAACUACUCCAUCUGACGUUAUAAGUAUACAAAAGGGUUCUCCUUCAAUCAUUACUUUUGAUACAUCGUUUUUUGAUUCAAUAACUGACACCAGUGAUCUCGAUAUGAAUUCUAAACAAUCAAUACGUAGUAAGAAAUUUCGUAAUAAGAUUUUAAAAUCCUACGUUGAUUAUCUUUCUGACAAUGAAGACUUUUCAGCAGGUAGUUCUGAUCUUUGA
Messenger RNA from Diatraea saccharalis (sugarcane borer), 1395 nucleotides. The record is from the annotation of a GenBank genome assembly. Lineage: Eukaryota; Metazoa; Arthropoda; Insecta; Lepidoptera; Crambidae.